UGAUGCUCGAAAUAGCAGCUUAUAUAAGAGUGCUGGUGCAUCCCAGCUAUCAGAAACGCGGAUGUCUGCUUGCUGAACCGUUUUGAAAAGUGCAGAACUGGAUAAUGUAAAAGCGUAGUAAUCAUUUCAAUUGGAUAAGAAUGAUAUGGCUACGUGCAAAUAUCGUCAUGAUUACGUUGAUAACGACUUGUGUCAGGGCAGACAGAUUUGCAAUAUUGGAGGGCCAAAUAAAAGCCUUUCAGUCCAACGUUGAGGUGGGGUAUUGUUCAGAGAUUGAACGCAAUACAAGGAGAUGUUGGUACAUUAACUAAGAGAGUUUCUUAUCUUGAAUCUCUUGUUAUCACGCUGGAAAACAAGGUUGAAGAGCUCAUAGGCAGAACAACCGAUGUUAAUGGCAUCAUUAAUGAGCAGAGAUCUACCAUAGAAGACGGUAUUAUGGUCAUCAUCAGGGGGCUUCACAGCUCCUGGAGUGACUGGUCUUCAUGGUCUGACUGUUCUAAUUCAUGUGAAAGAGGCAGAAGAAGUAGACACAGGUAUUGUUAUGUACCUCCGCCUUUAACUGAUGGCAUUUGUAUUGGUGAUGAUACAGAAACAGAGGAAUGCGUCAUUCGCGAGUUAUGUCCUUUGGAUGGUCAAUGGGCUUCAUGGUCGACAUGGAGCACCUGUUCUGGGUCCUGUGGUGACGGCGUGGAGACAAGAAACCGAUCUUGCUCCGAUCCAACUCCUGCUAAUGGUGGAAAGGUGUGCCCGGGACCUGACAUUGAAACAAACCCAUGCAACUUGCAGCAGUGUGUCAAAUAUGACUGCAGUGAUGUGUUAAAACUGGGCCUGUCACGCGGUUCGGGUGACUACAGAAUCACCUCCUGGAACACGGACAAAGAAGUGGACGUUUACUGCGAUAUGGAUACCGAUGGUGGUGGGUGGACGGUGUUUCAAAGACGUGUGGAUAGGUCUGUUGACUUCAACAGGAGUUUUGUGGAGUACGAGCAGGGAUUUGGCUCACUGGAUGGUGAAUUUUGGAUGGGUCUGGAUCUUCUUCACUCCAUUACAAGCCGGGCUAACAUGACCUUACGUAUAGACGUAAGUUUAACAGAGGGAACAACUGGAUUCGACGAGUACUCGGGGUUUUAUAUUUCUCCACCAGACCAAUACAACUUCAACGUUGAUAGGAGGAUCAACUCAGCAAGAAUGUCCGAUUCCUUUCUUCUCUCCACGAUCGGUGAUGCUUUGGAUAUCAACCACCGGCCGUUUACAACAUACGAUAGGGACGUGGACAAGUUGCCUGGUAACUGUGCCGGAUACUAUGGAGGAGGCUGGUGGUACAGUAGGUGCGCGCACAGUAACCUGAAUGCACAGUACAAUAGUGGCGGGUUUCAAUACUAUUCCUUCAAACAAUCCACAAUGUUGAAGACGUCAACUAUGAUGCUACGAUUGAGUAAUUAAGAUUUACCCGCAGUAUUUAAUGCAUUUAAUUAUGGUUUGUAAAUGCAUUCAAAAAGUGUUGCGGAUUAAUGAACCGUAGUAUUUGAUGCAUUUCAUUUUGGUUUGCGAAUUCAUUCAAAGAGUGUUUCUGAAUUAUGAACUUGAUGCUGUGUUUAAACACAAUCAACUAGUUUUAGCAUUUAAGGUAAACAUAAAACCAUUUUUUAUUAUUUUGACAGACUUGUUUAAGAAAUCAUUUCUCAUAAUUCGGCAAAAUUCUUUUUAUUAGUUAAAAUCAUUUUGUCUAGGGUAAAGAUGAUCUCGCUUUAGUAGUCAUUUAAUACGAAAGAGUUUUUAUAAAUAUUUAUUGUAUGACCAGGAAGUGAGAUUCUAGUUACAGCAUUAUUACAUAUUUGCCAAUUAAAGGCUAAAACACAGUCAUUUUUAACGGUAUCAAUUUAUUACGUUACGUCACUCGCUUUGGAUAUGUAUUUCACUAGUAUGUAUCAAAAGUAUAAUAUGAGUCCUGUUCAAGGAAAGAAUUGCGGGAUUGAUGUCAUUGUCGGGGUAUAUACGCAGCUGGGCUGAUUAAAGUAUGUGGAGUCCGAAAAGACAUCUUUCAUGCAAUUCAUUACUUAUAUUAACAACAAAUGUUUAUUAUUUCUUUCAGGAACUAUUAAUGCUUGUUUUAAAAAAACUUACAGUAAUUAUUUCUGAACUAUUCUGUAAAUAGACCGACUCAACUGUAACCGGAAACAGUUUAUCAUUUUACGUCACAAAAACGCGGGAAAAAAUCGAUUAAUUUCAAAAUCCCUUCAAAACGUCAAAAUUUAAACGUUAAUGACAACAUUGAUCGCAAUUUUUCUUGCGUUUAUACUGUACGGACGCAGAACGUCACUCGAGCAAAUUCCUUGAAGCGUGCUUGCGUUUCUUGGUCAUUUGCUCGCGCGCAUUACAGCAUAAACGCAAGAAAAAUGCGAUCAAAAGUUAUAUUUACGUUUUAAAAGAAAUAUUCAUUGUGACUCAUCAUUAGCAGUAUAUUCUGUAACUGGGUAUUAUUUUUGAAAGAAGUGUACAAAAUACGUUUGGAUAAAUAACAAAAUAGCAGAUUUUGUAACAUCGUAUAUCAUUGGUUUAAUUGCAGCGCAAUAUUGAACUAAACAAUGACGUCAUAUAACCAUGCGUGUUAUACAAUAUAAACUUCAAAUUUAAUCUACACAGGACUAGGCGAAUGUCAUUUUUUUAAUUUUAUAAAUUAACAAUUUCUAACAUGUUAAUAUUAGUUUUAUGUGGCCUGCUGGCACAGUACAAACAAUAACAAAGUAAAAACGUUUUUAAUAUAUACGUAUAUUGAUAUUCGAUGAUUCGCGAUCCCAACAUAUCCGAAGAUGUUGCGUACAUCGAAAAAUAUUCGCUAUUGCCGAAAGACAUUUCAGCUAGAGAAUGGAAGUUGAUGUGUAAAUAGUUUAUGAUUGUGACGUCAUGUAUUAUAUAAAUAGAUGAACUGGAUACAAUUUUGUUCCAAGUUAUGAGAGAGUCCCUUCAACUAGCGUGAAGCACACCUCUUAUUAUUAUGAUAUUGAAAUUUUAUUGACAAUGUCUCUUUAAUUCGCGUGAAGUGUACAUAUUGUUAUUAUCAUGUUGUAAUUUGAAUGGAAAUGUUCCUUUAACUCGCAUGAAGUGUACAUAUUAUUAUUUAUAGAAGCCGAAAUCUUUCGACCUUCAAAUUUAAUUCUUAGUAUUCAUGUUUUCUGUAAAAUUGACGAAAACACAUACAUUCUAGCACCAAUAACCUUUUUGCACUAAAAUGAAUCAAAGCAAAGCGGUCUAAAGUAUCUUUGCAUUAACGUCACUUUGAACGUGUUAAAGGUGAUUCAUGAGUUAAUGUCACUUUGGUAGUUUUAAAGUUCUAAGUGCCUUAUUAUAUACUAUCACUUUGGCUGUUUUAAAGAUAUGAGAGCCUUAUUAUCUAAUAUCACUUUGAAUGUUUUAAAAGUUCGAACUGUCUAAUUAUAUACUGUCACUUUGGUUGUUUUAAAGUUCUAAGUGCCUCAUUUUAUUGUAUCACUUUAAACAUCUGUUUUAAAGUUAUAAAAGCCUUAUUAUCUAAUAUCACUUUGGCUGUUUUAAAGUUCUAUUAUUCUAUAAUAUCAGUUUGGUUGAUUUUAAGUUCUUAAUGCCUUAUUAUUUAGUCACUUUGAAUGUUUAAAAUUUCUAACUGCCUCAUUAUAUAAUGUCAUUUUGUUAUUUUAAAGUUUUAAGUGCUACAUUGUAUAAUUUCACUUUGGUUGUUUAAAGUUCCAAGUGCCUUAUCAUUAAAUGUCACUUUUUUAUUUAUAAGUUAUAAGAGCCUCAUUAUAUAAUGUCACUAUGGUUGUUUUUAAGUUUUAGGUGCCUCAUUAUAUAAUGUAAUUUUGGUUCGGUUAAAGUUAUAAGAGCCUUAUUAUCUAAUGAUACUCGUGUUUAAAGAUAUAAGUGCCUCCUUAUAUAAUGUCACUUUGGUUCUUUUAAAGUUCAAACUGCCUCAUUAUACAAUGUCAUUAUGGUUUUAUUUAAGUUAUAACAGCCUCAUAAUAUAAUAUUUACACCUCAACUUCCAUUCCUUAAAUGAACUGCCUUUCGGCAAUUGCGUUCAUCAAUCGAUGAACGCAACAUCUUCGGAUGUGUUCGGAUCGUAAUUCAUUGCAUAACAAUAUACAUGAAAGCUAUUGAUCUUGUUAUUGGUUGUAUUGUGUCUGCAGGUCCCGUAAAAUAUAGAUCAACAUUUUUAAAAGUGUUAGUUUAUUAUAUUUUAAAUAUAAUGGUACCAGAAGUGUUUCAAAUUUACGUUUUAAAGUGAUUUCAAGUGGUUGAUCUAUUCCCGCGUUAUUGUGACGUCGGACUCCACACACAUUGGUUGUAUUUAAGUUAUAAGUGUCUCAUUAUAUAAUGUCUAUUUGGUUGUUUUCAAUUUUAAGAUUCUCAUUAUUUGAUGUUACUUUGGUUGUUUUACAGUUAAAAAUGCCGCAUUAUAUAAUGUCAAUUUCGCUGUUUUAAAGUUAUAAGUACAUUAUUACUAAAUACCAUCUUAAAUAUGUAAAGAUUGUUUAAUAUCAUUUAAUGUUGUAAGGUUCAGAAUGCCUCAUUAUGUAAUGCCACUUUAAAGGUUUUAAGGUUCUAAAUGCCUAAUAGCUUAAUGUCAAUUUAUUUUAAGGUUCAAAAAGCCAUUUGUGAAAUAACACUCAAAAUGAGUUUAAGGUUUAAAUGCCUCUUUGUUUAAUGUCACUUUGAAAUAUUUUGAGGUUUUAAGUGUAUCUUUGUUAAAUGUCAUUUUGAAUGUUUCAAGGUUCUUUGUGUCUCAUUGUUCAGAGUCACUUUGAAUGUUGUUAAGGUUCUAACUGCCACUUUAUUUAAAGUCUCUUAGAAUGUUUUCGC
Messenger RNA from Mya arenaria, 4836 nucleotides. Its product is annotated as ficolin-3-like. Lineage: Eukaryota; Metazoa; Mollusca; Bivalvia; Myida; Myidae. The record is from RefSeq and is a predicted model, not a curated record. Bases 436 to 1443 code for a protein of 335 amino acids. The transcript is spliced from 9 exons.